This is a messenger RNA of Perca fluviatilis (European perch), 691 nucleotides long. It is a transcript of the gene gpx1b, whose product is annotated as glutathione peroxidase 1b. Gene Ontology annotation, cellular component: mitochondrion; cytosol. Gene Ontology annotation, molecular function: glutathione peroxidase activity. The transcript has 2 exons. Gene Ontology annotation, biological process: glutathione metabolic process; hydrogen peroxide catabolic process; response to hydrogen peroxide. Lineage: Eukaryota; Metazoa; Chordata; Actinopteri; Perciformes; Percidae. The record is from RefSeq and is a predicted model, not a curated record.
UGCAGUUGAGUGGCUUAGCUAUCGGAAGUAAAGGGAACGUUGUCACUGUUAUCAAAGGGACGAGGUAUCAAGAAGGGCAAGAAUGGCUAAAUUUUACGACCUCACGGCCAAACUAUUAUCAGGAGAAACGUUUAAUUUCUCCUCCCUGCAGGGCAAAGUUGUCCUCAUUGAGAAUGUCGCGUCUCUCUGAGGUACGACCACCAGGGAUUACACCCAGAUGAACGCGCUUCAUGAGCAGUACAGCAGCAAGGGGCUCGUUAUCCUGGGAGUACCCUGCAACCAGUUCGGCCAUCAGGAGAACUGCAAGAAUGAAGAAAUCCUCGUGUCUCUGAAGUACAUCCGUCCUGGAAAUGGCUUUGAGCCAAAGUUUCAGCUCCUGGAGAAAGUGGAUGUGAACGGGAAAGAUGCCCAUCCCCUGUUUGUGUUCCUGAGGGAGAAGCUCCCGUUCCCCAGCGACGAACCAACCGCCCUGAUGAAUGACCCCAAGUUAAUCAUUUGGAGCCCGGUCUGCAGGAACGACGUGGCGUGGAACUUCGAGAAGUUCCUCAUCGGGCCAGAUGGAGAGCCUUUCAAGCGCUACAGCAGGAGGUUCCUCACCAGCGACAUCGACGGAGACAUCAAGAAGCUCCUCAGCCAGGCCAACUAAUGAAGCCGUCCUCCUAAACGUUGUUCACCCAUCCUACAGCUGCCA